Molecule: messenger RNA, 4227 nt
Organism: Diversispora eburnea
Lineage: Eukaryota; Fungi; Glomeromycota; Glomeromycetes; Diversisporales; Diversisporaceae
Source: the annotation of a GenBank genome assembly
AUGGCUACAGAAGUUGUAGAUCGAGUUGAGAUUAAAACUGAAAGCGUUACAAGCCAACCAGUUGUUACUUCAAGCACCUCCCCUACCACGAAAAGAACAAGCCGUAAUGAUAAAAGACGAGCUAGCAAUGAGUUAUCACGGCAGAACACCGAAGAGACUAAAAGACCACGGUUAGACAUAAAAGAUGCUGAAGUGAAAAAACGAGGGCAAAGGAUCUUUGGAGUUCUUUUAGGCACUUUGACGAAAUUCAAAAAUGAUAUUCAAAAUAAAACAGAAGCUCAAGAAUGUUGGACAGCGCAAAAAAAGAAUCUGGCGAAUUUCCUCCGUACAAAUACGGAACCUUCACUUUAUUAUCUUCCUGCUAGAGUUUCCCAACCAAUGGUUGAAACAAUAGCAAGACAGAAACGUCAACUGGUGUUAGAAUCAACUUCCUCUAUAUCCCGUGAUGAGAAUAAUAAUAUUAAUAUUAAUAUAGUUAAAGAGGAAAUAACAGAUAACGCUGAAGACAUUGAGAUGUCCGAUCAAAAUGAUAAAAAAGUAACAUCAUCAGAAAAUAUUAAGAUGGAAACUGAUCAGCCAGAAAUAAAGAAUGAAAAAUCAUUAGAGGAGAACAAUAACAAAGAUGAUCAAACGCAAUCAUCAAUGACGACUGAGGAAAAAUCGCCAAAUUUAAUUCAAACGAAUGAUACAGCUGAUACAACUGAUGCAACUGAUGCGACUUCGAAUAGUAUUAAAGAAAUUAUCCAUGAAGAGCACACACCCAAUGUCGGGAUCGAUAGUUUGACGACGGGUUUGGAUACAAAAGAUACAAAAAUCACUUCUGACUUCUCUCACCCCAUGUCAACAAAUUCAGUAAAUCCAAUAAUAAAUCAAUUUCUAUCAAAUAAAAUUAUGAAAUCAAUUUUUGGAACUUCAACUGAAAAGAAUGUUUGUGAAAAUGUUAAAACAUUCUUUUUGUCAACUCCGAUGCUUAUUUUUGUCAUAUAUUUAUUUAUAUACCUUGUUUGGAGUUAUGUUCAAAAAUCACAUUUGAUUCUAAUUGGAAUUGGGUGUGUACUUGGAAAUGCAUUUAAAAUCGGAUUAAAUUCGAUACAAAAUAAUGUGGUUGUGGUACAAGAAUCAUCUUUAUUUCGAAAUAAUCAAAAUUUAUUUCAGGGAAAAUCAGUAAAAUCAGAUGAACUUGAAAUUAAUGAACUUAAUAUUACACCACGUAUUAAUGAAUCGUUAAAUAAAGUCUAUAGUUAUAUAAUUCGGGAUAUAGUUGAUUAUUAUUAUGAUCCGAUAAAUCCCAAUCAAGAUCCUGAAUUAUCAACUCAAGUACGUAAUUCUAUGAAUGCUAUGACAAUAAAUUUGUCUGAAUAUCUUCGAAAUUCAGAUCAAAUUGAAGUAGGAAAAAUUUCUUGUGUUGCAAUAGCAGAAAAUUUUAUUGUACACUUGCGGGAAUUUCGACAAUUUAUUGCAUCAAAUAAAUCAUUAGAUGUUUAUUGUAAGGAAAAUAAAUCAUCAGUUUUUGCUCAAACCACCAAUAGGAAAUUACAAGCUUCAGUUCUUCGUUCUUUGUCACGGUUAAUGUUUACACGUCUUUUUCCAUCAAAUGAAUCUCGUAGUCGUAUUUUAAUGGCAUUUAUUUCUGAAUUAUGGGCUACACAAGUUUUUGAGAAAGUUCUUGAUACUAUAUGUGACCCGGAUUGGAUUAAUUGGACAAUUGUUGAUUAUUUGACUGAUGAUAAUAAUAAUCCGGAUGAAAUUCAUGACACUACCUUAUUUCAACAAUUGGCCACCUCUAUAGAUGAGGAAGUGGCUGGUUUGGCAGAAAGAUUAAAACAACCUUCAACUUCUUCAACUCAAUCAAAUUCACUUUUCAAUUUUAAACCUGAAGAAAUAAAUGAAUUAAAUAUAUCAAUUGGUUCUUCUUCAGAAAUUUAUUCGGUACCAUUUUCACCGAAUAGUCUUUUCUCUCGUUCAGCCAAUUCAAUCAAUUUACGAAUUAUCCUUGAUCGACAAUCCGAAAUGUUUGCCGAAUUUAUGGCUUUUCUUGAGGAAUAUAAUGCUGAUAAUUUAUUACGAUUUUGGCUUCAAGCUGAUUCAUUCAGAAAAAUUGCAUCCAAUGAAUUGAACAUAAAGUUAAUUCAAGAAGAUGCUUUGGGAAUUUUUAAAGCAUAUUUUGGUGAAGCUGCGACAUGUCCUGUAAAAGUUGUAGAAGAAAAUAUUGUUAAACAGUGUGCUCGAGAGAUUGCAAAGGCACCAACUUGUAAUUGUUUUAUUACCAUGCAAGAAUAUGUUUUCGGUGUGUUACAAAAUGAAUAUUUUGAUGAUUUUGUUAAAAGGAUGAAAGAACAAGGAGAAGAUAUGAGUUUUAUGAUAAAUGAUGAAAUUAGAAAAGACGAAGAAAUAGAACAUCAUUCUGAAGAUGAUAAUUAUAAUUCUCUGAACAAUUCUAUUAAUGACUCUAAUUUGAAUAAAUCGGCAUCAACAUUUUUAGAAAAUUCUGAAAACCAAGUAUCACAUAAGAUGGAAACCCUACAUGAAAUCUCAGAGAAUAUAGUCAAAGAAAAUCUAGUAACAGAAACUUCAGAAAAUUUUAUUAGCACUACUGUAGAAGAAGAAAACCCAAGAACAGAAAAUUCUAUUUACACAGCUGUAGAAGGAGAAGGAAUAGAAAGUCUUGUUGCGAUGGCUAUGGAAGAAAAUUCUAUUGAAAAUUUUGUUGAAAAUUCUGAUUAUGUAGCUUUAGAUUACGCAAUUGUAGAACAUGAGAGUGAUUUGGAAUCUUUAUUCGAACGUCCAUUAAUGGAUCUAAAUGGGGUUCGAAUAAAGAUGAAUGAUGUAUCGGAGUCUUCCCCUAAUAAAUAUAUUUAUUCACCCAAAUCACUCGAAUAUAUGAUUCAAGUUGAACAACCCGGUUCAACCGGAUGGAUUAUGACUCGAAAAUUUUCUGAUUUUGAAACCAUGCACUCCGCUCUAGUAAAAGCUUUUCCAAAAGCUGAGAAAGUAACCAUGCCUCGACUUAUGUUAAAGAGGAAUCAAGAGGCUUGUAAAGCUUUGGAAAGAUAUCUGAACAUAUUGUUAAGUGAUGCUACCUUAUGUGAAAGUGAACCACUUCAAAAAUUUAUGAAAAUAGAUGGACUUGAAACUGAGAAAAUGGCAAAACCCAAAAGUACAAAAAGUACAAAAAGUACAAAAAGUAAAGCACUUUCAAUUCUGUCAAUACCAAAAUCUAUGUCAAUGGUAAAUCUUGUAGGGGUAGUGUCAGGUUCAAUUUCGAAUGAUGAGAAUAAAAACCAACGUGAACAAUUACCAACGCAACCUAGUUCCGUUGAAUCAUCUAAAAAAUCAUCUCCUAAUUCUAAAAGAUCUUCGAAUAGUUCUAUUCAAAAAAAAUUGUCUUUAGAAAUACUUCCUGCAACUUCUGACGAAACGAUUAAGAAUUCAACGUUGACAAAUGAAGAUAUAACCCGACCAAGCGUUGAAAGUGUAAUUUCUACAUCCUGGGAAUCAAGCCGAACCGUAACACCUACGAUAGUACCUAAUGAAUGUGAUACUACUCCAAUAGGUAUUACUACUUCAAUAGGUAUUACUGAUACAUUAGUAACUGAAAGACCGACAUUAGAAAAAUUAGAAAUGUCAUAUAAUCUCCCUCCUGUACCUUCUUUUAACGCCUCAUCAUCAGCUUCAGGGGUUACAGUUAUAGACCAAACUCCGACUCCAUUAAAAAGACAUUCGCGACCACAAAAACAGUUGACCAGUGACGAUACUAAUCUUUUAAUUGAUCUACUUUUUGCUAUUGUCGAAGAAAUAUUUGAUUUAUCGGAAAAAUCACAAUGGCAUCUACGAAAAACCGUCCUUUCUGUAUUACGUCAAGUUGUAAGGAGGUCAUAUACCGAGGCAAUCAAAAGUUCAUUUCUGAUGACCAUUGAUUCCUUUUAUACUGAAGAUUAUUGUGUAUCAAUGAUAGAUAAUUUGACAAAUUCAUUUUGGCCUAAUGGAGAAUGGUCAGAUGUUAUUCAAGAAAGAACAGAAGAAGAUAAAUUGAAGACUAAAGAGGAUGCCAAAAAAUUACUUUUACAAAAAGCUGUACCUGAUUCAUUGAAACAAGUUAUGGGAUAUGAAAAUUCACGACUUAUGGUUGGAAGAUUGGUGGAUGAUUUCUUGGCCGAGAAAGAAGUAGUGAGAGGAAUGGGAAUUAAUAUAUUAGAUAGAGUGUUGAAACUUGUGAUUCCCGAAUAA